CAGCAAACCUCAACAACAGCUCAGUGAGUUACUGAGGAGUUUAACCGGUAAUUAUUCAGGGUUCAUCCGUCAUUUAGACGGGGUGUUAAUCGAUGGAGAUCGUGCUCGGUUAUCCGCGGCUCCGUAGUGAGUUCGGCCGGCAGCCCCUGCUCUCGGACCGCCCCGCGGACCUGCUGCUGGAUUUGCCUCCGGACCCGAGCCUAGCCCCGCACUUCCUGCUGAAGACUCCCCGGGACCAGGGCCUGCAGGCCGGCAGAGACAUGUCCGAGCACCAGGUGAACACGGAGCGUUUUGACUCCGACAGUUUUGGGAUAAACCAUGUGGAGGGGGGCUGGCCCAAAGAUGUGAACCCCCAGGAGAUGGAACAGACCAUUCGCUUCAGGAAGAAGGUGGAGAAGGACGAGAGCUACGUCAACAGUGUCCUGCAGUUGGGGGGGGUGAUGGAGCACUGCAUCCGACAGAAUAACGCUGUAGACCUGUAUCAGGAGUACUUUGAGGAUGAGGACGAGGUGGAGGAGAACCAGGAGCCGCCGUCAGCCAAGACCAUCAACGUGUUCAGGGACCCUAACAACAUGAAGCGCACUGUCUCCUCGCUCUCCUGGCAGCCUGAUGGAGGACAGAAACUAGCUGCUGCUUACUGCUGUCUCACCUACCAGAGGACUGGAGACCUGGACCUGCACUCAUACAUCUGGGACAUAGAGAAUCCCAACAGACCAGAUUUGUCCCUGAAGGCAUCAUCCCCCCUCAUCUGUCUGGAGUACAACCCUAAAGACCCUCACACUCUGGUAGGGGGGGGGUACAACGGGCAGAUAGGUUUCUGGGACUCCCGUAGAGGCAGCCAGCCAGUGGACGUCUCCUCUGUGGAGCAGAGUCACAGAGACCCGGUCUAUAAGACCAUCUGGUUACAGACCAAGACCGGGACAGACCUGUUUUCCACCUCUACUGACGGACAGGUCCUCUGGUGGGACGUCCGCCGUCUCUCUGAACCCACAGACCGUCUGAUUUUGGACCCGGGGAGGGGGGGGAACCUGGACAGAGCACUGGGGGGGGUCAGCCUGGAGUUUGAGCCCACCAUGCCCACUAAGUUCCUGGUCGGGACGGAGCAGGGGGGGGUGCUGUCCUGCAACAGGAAGGCAAAGACGUCCUCGGAGAAACUGGUCUGUUGCUAUGAGGGACAUCUGGGCCCUGUCUAUGCCCUGCAGAGGAACCCCUUCUUCCCCAAGAACUUCCUGUCUGUGGGGGACUGGACAGCCAGGGUCUGGACCGAGGACAUCCGGGAGUCCUGCAUCCUGUGGACUAGGUAUCAGACGUCCUACCUGACGGACGGCUGCUGGAGUCCUGUCCGUCCCUCUGUCUUCUUCACGGUGAAUAUGGACGGCAUGUUGGACGUUUGGGACAUCCUGUUCAAACAGAACGAUCCCACACUGAGUCUCAAGGUAUGUGAUGAGGCUCUGUACAGUCUGCGUCUCCAGGACAACGGGCGGUUGUUGGCGUGUGGCAGUGAAGGGGGCGGAGCCUCUCUGCUGGAGCUGAGCAGCGGCCUGAGAACCAAUCAGAGCAACGAGAAGAACCUGCUGGCUGCUAUGCUGGAGCGGGAGACCAAGAGGGAGCGGGUUCUGGAGGCCCGGCAGAAGGAGGUCCGUCUGAAGGAGAAGAGCCGGUCUGAGGAGGAGGUGGGGGGCGUUCUGGAGGCCCGGCAGAGGGAGGUCCGACUGAAGGAGAAAUGCCGGUCUGAGGAGGAGGGGGGGGGGUUGGGGGGGGCAGGACGGAGAGGAGAAUACUCAACAGCUGAUCAGCCAGGCAGAAACACAUUUCUACUGCCUCACCCAGAGGGGGGGGGUGAGACACACUCACUCACACAGUCUGAUUCAGAAUAACCCUCAGAGAAAAUGAAACUUCAAAUUACUUUGUUUUAUUUCAGGAAAAAGAAGUGUUUGAGGAGAAGGGAGUGAAGGAGGAGAAGAAGGACUGAAGACAUAUUUAUAACAUAUGUUCUAUAAAAACUACGUUUAUGUUCAAUGAAUAAAGAUUGAGGA
Molecule: messenger RNA, 2036 nt
Organism: Eleginops maclovinus (Patagonian blennie)
Lineage: Eukaryota; Metazoa; Chordata; Actinopteri; Perciformes; Eleginopidae
Gene: dnai2b
Product: dynein, axonemal, intermediate chain 2b
Exons: 12
Coding region: 93-1877 (594 amino acids)
Biological process (GO): outer dynein arm assembly; cilium movement
Cellular component (GO): outer dynein arm
Molecular function (GO): dynein light chain binding; dynein heavy chain binding
Source: RefSeq, a predicted model, not a curated record